Messenger RNA from Daldinia childiae, 693 nucleotides. RefSeq names its product Mitotic spindle checkpoint component mad2. The transcript is spliced from 4 exons. The record is from RefSeq and is a predicted model, not a curated record. Bases 1 to 693 code for a protein of 230 amino acids. Gene Ontology annotation, biological process: mitotic spindle assembly checkpoint signaling. NCBI's taxonomy places the organism in Eukaryota, Fungi, Ascomycota, Sordariomycetes, Xylariales, Hypoxylaceae. Gene Ontology annotation, cellular component: cytoplasm; kinetochore; nucleoplasm.
AUGGCGCCAACCGCACCAGAAAAGGACAAGGACAAAUCCAAGGUUCAUAAAUUAGCUCUCAAAGGAAGCGCCAAACUUGUUGCGGAAUUCUUUCAAUACUCGAUCCAUACCAUCUUGUUUCAAAGAGGUGUCUAUCCCGCCGAAGAUUUCACAGCCGUCAAAAAAUAUGGUCUGAACAUGUUAGUUUCUGCCGACGACCAAGUCAAGGCGUACAUCAAAAAGAUCAUGUCCCAGCUCGACAAAUGGAUGCAGCGUGGCAAGAUCAGCAAGCUAGUCAUCGUCAUCACCGACAAAGACACGGGUGAGCACGUCGAACGAUGGCAGUUCGACGUUCACAUAUUCAAUACCGGCAAAUCUAAAAAGUCCAAGACGUCUUCCAACCAAGAGAACGACGCGCCUCCGUCAGCCUCCAACACGGCCCUCCCCGAUUCUUCCAAGUCCGAGUCCGAGAUCCAAGCCGAGAUCGCCGCCCUCUUCCGCCAGAUCACUGCCUCUGUUACUUUUCUACCCCAACUAGCCGGCGACUGCACCUUCAACGUCCUAGUGUAUGCCGACGCAGAUAGCGACGUGCCUGUCGAAUGGGGCGACAGCGACGCCAAGGAGAUCGUCAACGGCGAAAGGGUACAGCUGCGGGGGUUUAGUACCACCAGCCACCGGGUUGAGACGUUGGUUAGCUAUCGGCUAGGAGAAUGA